UCUUCAUUAUAGAUUAAAAAAAAGAACAACGAAAGAGAAAUGCCUCCGCCAUUUUUCACUCACUGCAAAACUCUAUACCCGUUCCUCCCCAACAGCCUUCUCUCCUCUCUUAAAUCGCUAUCAUCCUCUUCCCAACAACAACCACAACAAACCCACCUCCCUCUCCAAUCCCCAAUCGGGUCCCCUGCCCGCAUCCAAAAGCUCAUCGCUGCCCAACCCGACCCACUCCUUGCCAAGGAAAUCUUCGAUCUCGCCUCCCUCCAACCGAAUUUCCGCCAUUCCUACCCUUCCUACCAUACCCUAAUCCUCAAGCUCGCUCGCUCCCGCCAUUUCUCCCUCUCCGAUUCUCUCCUUCGCUCGCUCCGCUCCCAACGCCUCCCCUCCGUCGCCCCAGGCCUAUUCUCCUCCCUUUUCCAGAUCUACGCCGACGCUGGCCUCCCCUCCAAAUCCCUCCAGAUCUUCGAUUCCAUGCUCCAUGAUUUCAACUGCAAGCCCCGCGCCAAACACUUUAAUCGCCUCCUCCUCGUCCUCGCCGAACGCCCCCGUCUCCUCCCUGCUGCCCUCUCCCUCUUCAAGUCCGCGGCCCGCCACGGGAUCGCCAUCAACACCAGGUCCUACAACAUCCUCAUGCGUGCUUUCUGCUUCAACGGCAGAUUGAGCGUCGCCUACUCCCUGUUCAAUCAAAUGCACAAGCAUGACCUUGUCCCUGAUGUGGAAUCGUAUCGGAUUCUGAUGCAGGGGCUGUGCCGUAAGAGCCAGGUGAAUACUGCUUCUGACCUGCUUGAAGAUAUGCUCAAUAAGGGUUUUGUCCCAGAUGCACUGAGCUACACGACGCUGUUGAAUAGCUUGUGUAGGAAGAAGAAGUUGAGAGAGGCAUAUAAGCUCCUUUGUAGGAUGAAGGUGAAAGGAUGCAACCCAGAUAUCAUCCAUUAUAACACGGUGAUUUUGGGUUUUUGUAGGGAGGGUCGCCCUCUUGAUGCAUGCAAGGUUCUUGAAGAAAUGCCGUCAAAUGGGUGCAUUCCAAAUUUAGUGUCUUUUAGUACACUGGUGAAUGGAUUGUGUGAUCAUGGGAUGCUUGACGAGGCGAAGGGUUAUAUGGAGGUGAUGAUUGCGAGAGGCUUGUCGCCACACUUCUCAGCUUUUCAUAAGCUUGUUAAAGGCUUUUGCAAUGUGGGUAAGAUUGAGGAAGCUUUCCAUGUGCUUUCGGAGAUGCUGAGGCACGGUGUGGCCCCACAUCUGGAUACAUGGGUGGUGAUUGUGCCGAGGAUUUGUGACGAGGAUGGAAUGGAAGUGGAGGAGAUUGUUCGUAUGUUUGGGAACGGAGAUUGGAAACGCGAGACAAAGAUUAUUGAUGCAGGCUUUGGUUUGGGGGGUAUGAUCAGAAGGGAACGUGCCAAAAUAAUGAAGUCUUGAUUUUCCUGUGAUGUUUGGUGGAUUGAUCCUUUUUUUUUGGGGUGUGUUGAUGUGAAGAAUGGCAACUUCACCUGCUGAUUAAGUUCUACAUGUCUGCGUAGGAUUAUUUGACAGCACAAACAGCUACGGGACUUCUGAAUGAGUAAUCUCGAUGCACCUUGCCUGUAGAAGUGAAGAUUACUUUGAAGGGAAAACUGGUGGUGGAUGAAUUGAAGGACAAGAUC
This is a messenger RNA of Magnolia sinica, 1637 nucleotides long. Its product is annotated as pentatricopeptide repeat-containing protein At4g01400, mitochondrial-like. Gene Ontology annotation, molecular function: protein binding. The record is from RefSeq and is a predicted model, not a curated record. The coding region runs from base 40 to 1413 and encodes 457 amino acids. Lineage: Eukaryota; Viridiplantae; Streptophyta; Magnoliopsida; Magnoliales; Magnoliaceae. The transcript is spliced from 2 exons.